Molecule: messenger RNA, 1857 nt
Organism: Neltuma alba
Lineage: Eukaryota; Viridiplantae; Streptophyta; Magnoliopsida; Fabales; Fabaceae
Product: rust resistance kinase Lr10-like
Exons: 3
Coding region: 1-1806 (601 amino acids)
Biological process (GO): protein phosphorylation
Molecular function (GO): protein kinase activity; ATP binding
Source: RefSeq, a predicted model, not a curated record
AUGAUAACGCAAACCGUCAUCUUCCUUACCCUUCUUAUUUCUUUUUAUUUCCUAGUGUUUGGUUUCUCACCAAAACCAGAUUUUGCUCGUGUGCAACAUCUUAGGUAUAGAUAUUUCUAUAAUCGCAAUAGCAAAGUGAUCAGCGAUCCGAGUUACGAACUAGUCUGUGACAAGAACAAAAGCGUGUUAUAUCUGAACUAUGGGAGGCAGCUAGUAGAGGCCAUUUAUGCCACUAACUCUACCACCACUCUCCAAUCCAUCACUGCUGGAAAUGACAUCAACAACUGCUCCGCUAUCACUCGUACAUACGACAACUUCACCCACGUUUUCUCAUCAGCAAAAGAGAUGGAACUGAGCGAUAAAAAUUAUCGUUUUUCUGUGGGUGAAGUAGUGUUUGUCAGCUGCAAAAAUCCAGUUCUCUCUCCUCUGAAUGAGAAUAUUGUGGCGCUUUGUUCUGCUGAAGAGCCAGAAGCGCAAUAUUCUUAUAUGCUGAAGCAUUAUCCAAGGGCAUCUGAUGUGGGAGAGUCCUGCAAAAUAGAUUUGAUGGUGAAAAUGGUGCCAUGGGGACCGAUGACAUGUAAUGAGAAAUGCUCAUAUCAGAAACUUGAGAGUGAAGUGGUAAAGGGGAUUCACAUCAAAUGGCGUGCUGAUCGCUGUGGAGUGGCGAACGGAGGGGAACCUAAUUGCUGGCUAGAAAAUGCCACUAAUAUGAUUCUCUGUCAUCAGGAUGCAGGACAUCCUAUUUCUGCAAUGUUAAUGGAAUCCUCUUUGUAUUACUCGAUUACAGUUGCCUUGUGGUUUGCAGCAAAAUUUGCUUUUGGAUUCCCAAUUUUUGUGGGGUUUCUAAUAUAUAAAAUGAGAAGGAGGCAUUUAUCUGAGUACGAUGACAUUGAGGACUUCCUACGAAGUCACAGCAAUUUAGUGCCUAUCAAAUACUCUUACUCUGACAUAAGAAGAAUGACCAAAAAUUUCAAGCAUAAGUUAGGAGAAGGGGGUUAUGGUUCUGUAUAUAAAGGAAAGCUUCGAAGCAAGCGUGAUGUGGCUGUUAAGCUAUUAGGCAAGUCAACAACAGAUGGGCAUGAUUUCAUCAAUGAAGUUUCCACCAUUGGAACUAUUCGUCAUGUAAAUGUGGUGCAAUUGAUAGGAUUUUGUGCAGAGAGAAGAAAGCAAGCUCUUGUUUAUGAGUUCAUGCCAAACGGAUCUUUAGAUAAAUACAUACUUUCUCAGCAUGAAAAAUCAUCAAUAAAUUAUGAGAAGAUCAAUGAGAUUUCUUUAGGGGUGGCUCGUGGGAUUGAGUACCUACAUCAAGGUUGCGACAAGCAAAUCCUACACUUUGAUAUCAAACCUCACAAUAUUCUUCUUGAUGAGAAUUUUUCUCCCAAGAUUUCAGACUUUGGAUUGGCAAAACUAUAUCCAACAGAUAAAAGUAUUGUGUCUCUAACUGCAGCUAGAGGCACAAUGGGAUACAUGGCUCCUGAAUUGUUGUACAAAAACAUUGGAGGCAUCUCACACAAGGCUGAUGUUUAUAGUUUUGGGAUGAUGCUGAUGGAAAUGGCAGGAAGAAGAAAGAACUAUGAUGUUGUGCAGAAUUCAUGGCAGACUUACUUUGCGAAAUGGGUUCAUGAUCAGUUUGAAGAAACAAUAUUUAAAAGCAAUGCCACAGAAGAAGAGAAGAAGAUAGCCCAGAAAAUGAUUACAGUUGCUUUUACUUGCAUACAGCUGAGCCCAAGUGAUCGCCCCUCAAUGGGCAGAGUAGUGGAGAUGCUUCAAGGACAUGUUGACGCCUCAGAGAUCUUCACAGCAUAGUACGAGAGACAGUUCGAUUUUAGCGUAAGAUGUAUCAAAAUGAAAUAAUAU